Messenger RNA from Neoarius graeffei (lesser salmon catfish), 2544 nucleotides. RefSeq names its product ATP-binding cassette, sub-family B (MDR/TAP), member 8 (gene abcb8). The record is from RefSeq and is a predicted model, not a curated record. Gene Ontology annotation, molecular function: ATP binding; ABC-type transporter activity; ATP hydrolysis activity. Gene Ontology annotation, biological process: transmembrane transport. Lineage: Eukaryota; Metazoa; Chordata; Actinopteri; Siluriformes; Ariidae. The transcript is spliced from 16 exons. The coding region runs from base 57 to 2228 and encodes 723 amino acids. Gene Ontology annotation, cellular component: membrane.
AGAGAGUUUAAAGAUGGCGGCGCACAGACGGGACAGAUUUGUGUAGCCUGCCGUGAAUGAAACCGGUGUCAGUAAAAAAAAUAUAUAUAUAUUUUCCGAAUCAGACAGUGAUAAUGUUUCACAUUUUGCGCUGCGAUCGAUUAAUCCAAGGCUCGAAUCUGUUCCUGCGGUAUAAUGUGACCAAAUCAAGGGACGUGUUGCUGCAUUCCAGCCGAUAUAGACAAUGCUCACGACAAUGGACCAUUUCUCAGUCCUCCACCAGCGCAGUCAUCCGGAUGUGGACCCAGGCUCAAAAAGCACUCCGACUUGUGACGCGGCAUCGGCUCAAGUCACCAAGAGCGACCUUGACGUUUGUGGUGGGACCGGCCGCUCUCACGCUUACAGCAAGACUGUUUGGCUCUGUGGCUUACUGCAGCACCGAUUUCAACAACAACCACCUUCCUGCAGAGGCUCAAGAGAAGAUCCCGGAAUUCAGCUGGGCGCUCCUCUGGGAGUUCAUCCGGCCGCAGAUCCUCGCGCUAAUUGGCGCCAUAGUUCUUGCGUUCGGAGCAGCAGCUCUUAACAUCCAGAUUCCGCUGAUGCUCGGCAAUCUAGUCAACGUCGUCGCUCAGUACAUGAGGGAACGCGUGGGAAAUUACAUGAGGGACAUUCGCGCACCUGCGCUCAAGCUUCUUGGCCUGUACGGCCUCCAGGGUCUACUGACCACCGGUUACAUCAUCCUCCUGUCUCGGGUUGGAGAAAGCGUCACUGCCGAGAUGAGGAAAUCGCUCUUUGCGUCAUUGCUAAGACAGGACGUUGCGUUCUUCGAUGCCAAUAAGACGGGACAGCUCGUGAACCGUCUCACUGCUGACAUUCAGGAGUUCAAGUCUUCAUUCAAGCUGGUUAUCUCUCAGGGUUUACGGAGCGUCACGCAGACCGUCGGCUGCUUCCUGUCGCUCUAUGUGAUCUCCCCGAAGCUGACGGGACUGAUGGUGGUGGUGCUGCCGUGUCUCGUCGGUGCCGGCGCCCUCAUCGGCUCCUUUCUGCGCAAGCUUUCUCGAAAAGCCCAGGAACAGGUAUCUAAAGCUACCGGCGUCGCCGAUGAGGCUCUUGGGAACGUGAGAACGGUGAGGGCCUUCGCCAUGGAGGACCGAGAACUCGAGACGUACGCCACAGAAGUGGAGAAAUCCGCCAUGAUGAACGAAGCUUUAGGAAGAGGAAUCGCAGUGUUCCAGGGACUUUCCAACAUCGUAUUGAACUGUUUAGUUCUGGGCACGAUUUUUGCCGGUGGAUCCUUAAUGGUGCAAAACGACAUGACCCCAGGUGACCUCAUGUCAUUUCUGGUCGCCUCGCAGACAGUUCAAAGAUCCCUGGCCAGCAUCUCUAUUCUGUUCGGGCAGAUGGUGAGAGGGAUGAGUGCAGGAGCCCGGGUUUUCGAGUACAUGACCUUGGAACCUACGAUUUCCCUAACGGGCGGGAGACGGAUUCCACGCGAAUCUCUGAUGGGAAGAGUUGACUUCCUGAACGUCGACUUCAGUUACCCAACAAGACCUGGCAACCAGAUCCUGAAGAACCUCAGCCUGACUCUACCUCCAUGUAAAACGGUGGCGAUAGUUGGAGAAUCCGGUGGAGGGAAAUCCACCGUGGCGGCGCUGCUCGAGCGAUUCUACGACCCGAGCAGCGGAGCGGUCAUGCUGGACGGUCAGGACAUCAGUACGCUGGACCCCUCAUGGCUCAGGGGUCACGUGAUUGGAUUCAUCAGUCAGGAGCCGGUUCUGUUCGGCACCUCGGUGAUGGAGAAUAUCCGAUUCGGGAAGCCAAGUGCCACGGACGCUGAAGUGAUGGCUGCAGCCAAGCAAGCUAACGCCCACACCUUCAUCACCAACUUCCCCGACGGCUACGACACCGUCGUGGGCGAGCGAGGCGUGACCCUGUCAGGUGGCCAGAAGCAGAGGAUCGCCAUCGCUCGUGCUCUUGUGAAGAACCCCAGCGUGCUGAUUCUGGACGAGGCCACGAGCGCGCUGGACGCCGAGUCGGAACGCGUGGUGCAGGAGGCGCUGGACCGAGCCACAGAGGGACGCACCGUGCUCAUCAUCGCCCACCGACUCAGUACCAUCCAGGGCGCGGACCUUAUCUGCGUCAUGAGCAGAGGCAGAGUGGUGGAGGCUGGAACUCACCUGGAGUUGCUGAGAAGAGGAGGUCUGUACGCCGAGCUGAUCCAAAGACAGCGAGCUCACGACCAGAAGUGAAGCCUUGAGCCAAGAAAGUGCAGCAGAUCAGCGUUCCCUGGACGGAAAUGAUAAUGAUAUUACGUGAAAACUGUAUCCUAGUGACCAUCGUGUCACGCUUUUCUAAUUCUAAAGAGAUGAUCGAUUUGUAAAGAUUGGCCCGCGUUCGAUUUGAUGAGCUGUUCGAGCUCAUGUCUCCAAACUGAAAAUAUUUUAACGGAUAUAUAUUUAUUUUUUAAAUCUAAUAUUUAAAAGUAUUGAUCACGUCCAUGUUGUGUGUAUCGUAAAUUUUUAACUUGUAAAAAAUAAAGAAUAUGAAUAAACGCUGGAACAGAGA